AUGGAGGAGAGAUUCCCUUUCCAUUACUCUUUAUUGGAAUACCUGUUUACUUUAUUGGGACUUUUAUUGUUCCUGUUGGAUAUAGCACUGGACAUUUGGACUGUUGUGUCUUUUUAUCAGGACGGGGCAUAUGUGUACAUGGCAGUGAUGAUCUUUCUGCUGCUGGGUUCUUCAGUGUUGUUACAGGUCUUCAGCUGGCUCUGGUACUCUGAUUCUCUGGAUAGGAUCGAGACUAACGUGGAGAAAUUUGCAAACAAGCAUUUAUUGAUCAACCCAAUACACUUCCUGCAGCUCGGAGUCUACCUCAGGUAUGCUGGGGUGAUAGAGAUUUCCACAACACAUUUUCUUCGGCACACUAACAGUUUCACAGAGGGUGUAGCUGUGUACCUGAACUAUGAUCUUCUGAUGCUUCGACUGUUUGAGACAUUUUCUGAAAACGCCCCACAACUCACACUCAUGAUGUCUAUAAUCCUACAGAGAGGAGAGCUGGAGAUUAUUACAGGUUUAAAAAUCCUCACAUCAGCUGCUGCGAUUGCCAGUAGUGUUGCUAUGUACCACCGCGGCAUGCGUGCCUUUCUUCCCGAAAAACGCAAGAUGAGUUGGAUCUCCACAGGGAUUUAUUUCCUGUGGAACUUGUUGGUGAUUAUUCCCCGUGUAUCUGCUCUGGCGCUCUUCUGCAGUGUGUUGCCAUGCUACAUCAUAGCUCACUUCCUGUCUUGGUGGAUGCUUCUGUUUUUAGCGGCCUGGAGCCAGAAAACAAAUUACAUGGAACAUUCUGGUUGGGAAUGGCUCUUCAGAGCUGCUGUUGGACUCAUCUGGUACUUCUGCUGGUUUAACAUAUCAACAGGAAGCAUAAAAUCAAAGACAAUUCUGUAUUAUAGUUUGAUGGCUUUGGACACAGUGAUGCUGCUGGGCUUCUGGUGCUGGAAGGUGUUUGAGUAUGCAGGAUGCUGGAGCUCUUUAAGUCCUUACGUGGUGAUCCCGACACUACUGGGUUUGUAUGUCAUUGGAAUACUAGUGAAAAUUAUAUACUACAGAUGGUUUCAUCCAAACUGUGAUGAAAAGAAAAUCUCUGAACCCACUGAAAGGCAGUCUACAUUUGCGCCAGCAUGUUAUAACAUUGAGACGGACGCAAACCAAAGGCCUUUCCUUUGUGCUAUAGCUGCAGCUCCUGCUCCUGCUCCUGCUCCUGCUGAACCGCUCACUGGAGUUCCUAGUAGACAUAGGAAAAUGGCUGCUAAUUUCUACUCUUAGUUCUUGGAUAUACUUUUAAAAGACUCUCACCCAUGUAUCCCCUGUGAUUUUAUCAUAAUAUAUUAAAAUUAAUGUUUUAUUUUUAAAAAAGGUAUUUAUAAUCUGUUUUUCUACACAGAAUACAUCCUUUUUGUACAAUGUUUUGAAUAAAAUAACAUUUUAGAUUGUGAACGUAAUAUAUUUUAUUUUCUAUAAAAAGAAAACAUUUUAACAUCUCUUUAAAUAUUGAUCUAGUUUCUGUUGUGUAAAUGAACACGUUACCAUUCUUUGUCCCAUUCCUUAAAAACGUGUUUUUAGCUUUUGAAAUGUUUAAGAGAUUAAGAUGUAAAUUAACGGAUUCUGACUAUCAGAUAACAGUAAUAAAAUAAAUAAUUAAAUAAAAGAACAAUAAGCACAACAGAGGUAAAAUGAAGCCCUGCUGCCGGAGAACUCCCGUAUCUUCCUGCAGACUUCAGAUUCAUCCCUGCUUCCAAACACCCGUCCGUAAUUAAGUGGCCCUGAACACCUUGAUUAGCUGCUUCAGGUUUGUUUAAUUCUGUUUAGAACUGAUGUCUGCAGUAUGGUAGCUCUCUAAGAGCAGACACUUGUUAAGCAUAUUACGACAAAACUCAUUUUUUUGCUCAAACCGGUUAGAUGUUAUACUCAAACGUUUCUAUCGUCGAAAUGUCUUUUGACCAGUAGGCGGCAUUGUGCCAAAACUACUCAGGUCAUGUUUGUUCUAAAAAGUUUGGACAUAAUCCUUUAAAGCUCAUGUCCAUUUUUUAUAACAAACCUCUAUGCUGAUAAUCAAUCA
This is a messenger RNA of Puntigrus tetrazona (Sumatra barb), 2047 nucleotides long. RefSeq names its product XK-related protein 8-like. Gene Ontology annotation, biological process: engulfment of apoptotic cell; phosphatidylserine exposure on apoptotic cell surface; apoptotic process involved in development. Gene Ontology annotation, cellular component: plasma membrane. Lineage: Eukaryota; Metazoa; Chordata; Actinopteri; Cypriniformes; Cyprinidae. The record is from RefSeq and is a predicted model, not a curated record. Bases 1 to 1254 code for a protein of 417 amino acids. The transcript is spliced from 3 exons.